AGCAAAGAGCAGAGAGAAACAAUAUUUUCCAUGUGCACAGCGUCUGAAAACAGCGUGAAAAUCACAACAUCAACCGACACAGUUUAUUGAUUCCGGUAUCUCUGUUAUUUGUGUACAUGUACAAAUUGCAGUAGGUAAAGUGUCCUACUGCGAGAAUUAACGAGCUGUCUAUUAGAACGAGCUGUUUUGUGGUGCAUAAGACCUGUUGAAUUCACUGUUUUGCCAACGCCUAACCUCCAAGGUUUUUCUGGAAGAUACCAGACCUAUGUGAGAGCUUCCUUAACAAGACACAUUUGAGAACAAUGUAAUGCAUGGAGUUAUGAAACUCUUGGGAAUGUUAAAACUCUAAAAUACAGGGAACCAAUAGCGGAUAUUUUGUUUCAAAAUGAGCUUGAGAAGAUGUGUAGGUGUUUUGUGCAUGAUGUUGGCGGUGUGUUGCAUCCCUAGCGAACAAACCAUUAUCAAAGUCUCUGUACCUGAAGAUGAACCAAGGGGAUAUGUUGUUUACCGUUUUCCGACACCAACUGGUGAAGACGUUUAUCAAGUACUUGACUCGAGGUAUACAGAGUCACUUGAGCUGUUAAAACUCUUCGAGAUUUCCGUGUAUGGUGUAUUAACCACAAAGCAGCCAUUGAUAUUCGAUGAAACUGGGAAAAACACUUAUGAAAUUACCGUUGUUAAAAGGAAAAGAGGCCAAGCAUCGGGUGGACAGGCAUUCACCUUACAAGUGGAAGUGACGGACAUUAACAAUCACGUUCCUACAUUUGGGUUUAAGAUUUAUAACGGAACAAUCAUGGAGAACUCACCGGAAAAUACUAAAGUGAAAGGAAUUGUGAAUUGYCAUGCUGAAGACAAAGACACCUCUGGUAUCAAAGGAUACCAAAUYAUCGAUGGAAAUGAAAAAGGUUACUUUAAGUUAUCAACUCUAAAAGUUAGUGAUGAAAUMUUUUUGGAGGUAAAAACGACGAACACCCCAAUAAUAUUAACUAGUGACGGWAGCAAUAAGAAGAUAACCCUUGUYGUUCAGGUAGAGGACAAUGGAACGCCGAGUCAGAAAGCUUCCACAAAAAUCGUAGUUACYGUCUCACCAGAAAAUAAGCACGCGCCUGUAUUCGAGAAGAACGAGUACAAAGGCAACAUUAGUGAAGAGCUUCAAAUUAUGUCUACAGCAUUAGAGGUUCACGCUGUGGACAAGGACAGUGGUCGWGAUGGUGGCGUCUAUUACAUAUUAAAUCCCCUGUCCAACUAUUUUACGGUAAAUCCAGUCAACGGACAUAUYGAAGUCAUUCAUACUCUCGACUACAGCGUUCAAAAUGUCUUUGAUUUGACGGUUUUUGCUAUUGAUCGAGGAAAGGASAGUAAGCAGUCUUCCGYCAAAGUUACUCUCACAAUUCAAAAAGACCUGUCACACAUUCCACCGAAGGAUGUGCAAAAUCAAGGCAAAAAUACGGCCCCAUUCUUCCAAUCUGGUGCCUUAGCCAUCAGUGUCAGGGAGGAUUUACCAGUAGGGGGAUUCGUGACACUAGUGAUCGCCACAGACAACGAUCCCCCUGGACCCAAUGGACAAUUGACAUACUCUCUAUCAGGAGAUASUACAAACAAUUUUCAAAUGUCUAGUGAAACUGGUUUGGUUACACUCAAAUCUCAACUCGAUUAUGAAUCAAUGAAAAUACAUAAUCUAACUGUUACAGCUACUGAUAAAGGUUCUCCAGCACAGUCAACAUCUAAUUUCCUUAUCAUAUAUGUAAUCGAUGUAAAUGAAAAUUAYAACCCACCGAUAUUCCAACCUGCAGUUCGCCCACUGAAUCUACCGGAGAAUACCCCAAUCGGUACGUCAGUUAUGACUGCCUCAGCUACAGACAGCGAUUCAGGUGUUGACGGUAAACUUAUUUAUUCUGCUAUGUCUGGCGAGGGAAUUUCCUAUUUAAGAGUAGAUGAAAAUACCGGGGAGGUUUUUACCAAAGCAUUUCUUGACCGAGAGGURAACAAGCAUUUUGAACUUCUUGUUGUUGCUCAUGACAGUGGUAACUUUCCUAUCCAAUCAAGACUGUACAUUGUAGUCAACGUGGUAUCCGUUGAUGAUCAGUAUCCACAGUUCCUUAAGGCAGAGUACAACGGAACAGUCCCUGAUGGAUCCCCUGUGAAUACKUUUGUUACSGUAUUACAUGCYGUAGAUAUGGACAGCUCUGGGUUGAUAUACUCAAUCAAAAACCCAGAUGCUAAGGACCCCUUCAAAAUCGAGGUAGACACRGGUGUCAUAMGAACAAAACAAACACUCGAUACAMGUGUCAGUGGUAAAGACACCUAUCAGCUAACUAUUGAAGUAAAAAAUGGCCAACGUAUAUCCCAGGCUGUGGUUAACAUCAAGAUAGUGAAAUCAGCRGACACUGCACCGAAAUUCCUUACAAGCUCUUAUAGUGUGGAAGUAAGGGAAGACAUGGGAAAAAUAGACAGUUUAAUCUGUCUUGCAGCUACAGACAGUGCCACAGAUAGCUUGAUCACGUAUUCCAUUAAAACCGGCGAUCUCCAAACAUUUGCAGUUGGUUCAACAUCRGGUAAAUUUUCCGUCUUGAGGUCAUUCGACUAUGAAGUUGAGUCUGGAUUUGACGUAAAAGUGCAAGCAGUCAACGAUAACAAGAAAACUGCCCUGGCAGCAAUAAAAAUAAAAGUUACUGGCAGUGAYGACAAACCCAGCUUCAAGCAGACAAGCUAUGAAUUUACCAUAAAUGAAGACAGUCCACAAGGUACAACACUCUUAACGACAAGCAAGAGCGGGAUGGAAUUCCAAGACUCUGACUCAAAGCCGGAUCAGUACGAKUGCUCUAUGGAAGAAGUGCCUUCAUCAUAUGUACURGAUUACUUCCAACUCAARCGAGUUAAAGCAGAAUGCUUUUUGGUAACUACGAAAACUCUUGCCUACCCCAACGACGCUCAAUUUGGGUUUAUAGUCAUUGCAACAAACAAGGACGUCCCAAGCAUGUAUGCAUCCACCUCUGUAACUCUGAAAGUAAAYGAUUUGAAUAAUAACGCCCCAGUGUUUGACCAGGAMAAUUAUUGGGUAUCUGUGUCCACUUCAACGUCUAUAGAAACCUCUAUUCUCCAAGUGCAUGCUUCGGAUAGGGAUAGUGGUAAUAACGGUCAGCUAUCAUACCAGCUGAUGUCCAGUAGUGGUCUCAAGUUCUUUAUCGAUCUCACAACUGGAGUGAUCACUACAAAGAGAACUUUGAGUGUUGGUGAAUACUCUUUCGAUGUUAAGGCAAUUGAUCAAGGAACUCCUGUUAAGGAAAGCCAGACUACAGUCAAAGUCUCUGUCUACAGUACGUCAAGUUACGGAAUAAAAUUCCAAGGGACUCCUUAUACGAAAUCGAUAUCCGAAUCGUCAGCUUUUAUUGGAACUGACGUYUCGAAGGUGCAGGCUACAUGUCCCGGGAAAAUAACGUAUUCCAUCGUAGGCGGAAAUGAUGGUUCUGAAUUUCGAGUGGACAGCACUUCUGGGAGUGUUACUWUAAACAAAGUUCUUGAUUACGAAUUGAAAAGCAGUUUUAAGGUAAAAGUACGCGCUACUUGUUCAAGUCCAAAUUUGGCCCAAGACGUGCCGGUGGAGGUAACAGUGACGGAUGUUAACGAUAACGCACCAAAGUUUUUGUCUCAAARUCCUAAAGUUGUUGUUAUCAAGAGUUAUACUCCAAAAGACAGCAAGGUUUUUAAGGCUAUUGCAGAAGAUGCUGAUUCAAGCGCUUUUGGCCCAGUUACAUACACCAUUGAUACAUCUAAUAGUAAUCCACAAAGUGUCCCCUUCAGCAUCGAUGCAACCACUGGGGAAGUGAAAACAUCAAAAGUAAUUAUAUAUUCCGAAGGAUCUUCAUACAGCAUUUCCAUUAAGGCCUCGGAUUCAGGUGGAAAAUCUACUUCGAUGACAUUGAAAGUGAAUGUUCUUUCUGUUAACGCACCACCAAAGUUUCCUCUCAACGAKUACACUUUUGAAGUACAAGAAAAUAUCAUGGUUGGCAAUGAGAUUGGGAACAUCAAAGCCACUUAUGGUAACUCUGCACAGCUUUUGAAAUACACCAUUACUAAGGGAAACACAGAUAGCAUGUUCUGUGUCAACAGACUUGGUGCGUUAUCUACGACUAAACCACUUGACAGGGAAACGAUUUCAUCAUAUUCUUUAGAAGUACAGGUCGCACUAGAUAACCAAGCCGACACCACCAGGGUAAAGAUAAACGUCAAAGAUAUCAAUGAUAACAAACCAGUGUUUGACAAAAAAAUCUAUWCUGUGGAACUGUUGGAAAAUGAAGCUGUAGGAAAAGAGRUUGUUCAAGUGAGAGCUUCUGAUAAAGAUUCAGGUUCUAGCGGUGCUAUAAAGUACUCUCUUUCCCAGCCUGUUGAAGACAGUAGUGCAAAACUGUUUGAGGUUAAUGCUCAAACUGGUGUGAUCACAUUAAAAGGAAGUCUUGAUCGUGAAGACAUUGAGAAGCACAUCCUGUACGUGAAGGCAGAAGAUGAUGGCUCACCCAAACUUGCAGCCAUGACCAAAGUCGUAAUAAACGUCAAAGAUAUCAACGAUAACACUCCGAGCUUUUCAACUCUGCUUUAUAUUGCGGAACAAACACUCGACGCUAAGCCUGGAGACGUCGUAAUUCAAGUUGAAGCAACGGACCCUGACAGUGGGAAAAACGGACAACUUGUUUAUUCUAUUGUAGGUGGCAACGAAGACGGUUUAUUUGGGAUUGAAAGUGAAAUUGGGCUCAUAACUCUAAAGAAACACCUGGCAGCUGUACAACAACUCAGUAUCAAUGUAUCGUUAGAAGUAAAAGACCAGGGCAAUCCACAGCGAGUUGGAUACUCAACUUUGAUCGUGAUUGUCAUAUUACCUGAUUCUCCUCCAAAAUUUGUUGUUUCGCCUUUAAUUGUUAACGUGAAGGAAGGAAUUCCUCCUGGUAGGCUUGUUGCUACAGUACGUGCAGCCACCUCAGCUCUUCUUAGCUUCAACAUUGUUUCAGGCAACGAAGGCGGAUAUUUUGUUAUGGACUCGCUAUCCGGUAGUUUAAUAUCUGCUAAGACCUUAGACUUUGAAACAGAAAAUCAGUACCGACUUGGAAUUACUGCAGUUGACUCCAAAGGAAGAGGAGAUAAGGUCAUAUUGGUGAUUAACCUAAUCGACAUUAACGACAACACGCCGUUUUUUCCUGGCGAAGUAAAUGGAGAGAUAGUUCAGUUGGUCGAGGGACGAUCAAUCUUUGCUAACGGUUUUGUGACUCAAAUCCAAGCUCUCGAUCUUGAUGCAGGUGAUAUAUUGUCUUACCAGCUAUCUGCAGAGGGUGAAAAGUAUUUCACAAUUGAUAAUGAUGGUAAUCUUAAGGGGAUACAAACUGUGGUCGAUGUAAAGGGAGAAAUCACUUUUGAGGUUACAGUGAGUGAUUCUGCAACACCCGCUCACGAGAAAAAGGCGAAAGUCAAACUCGAGUUUUUGCACGAGAAUCCUGGCCAACAACCAAUAUUUGCAACGAUAAAGGAAAAUGCCAAAAUUGGAACAAAAAUCACCAUGAUUCCGAAAUUUUACCCAGGAGGAAAUUUCAAAAUCAUUAAACCUCAAAAUCCACCAUUUUCUGUUAACAACAAUGGUGAAGUUCAGCUAAGUGGAGAAAUUGACUUUGAAAGACAGGUCAUGUACUCGCUGGCAAUCAGGGAGUUCGAAUCUGCAUCAAUUGAAGCAAAAUAUCUGGAUUCGCAMGUGAACAUAUUUGUAAGUGAUGUCAAUGAUAAUGACCCYGUAUUUACAGUACGUUCAACUUAUGGUCAAAUAAAUCAAAAUUCUCGUGCUGGAGCUAAUGURCUGACAGUGAGUUCCUCUGAUGCUGACAGUACAAGAAAUGGACUUCCUGGAUACCAGCUUAUUCCUGGCAAGGCACCUUUUGGACUAAACCCUAUUACGAAUCGGCUGGAAGCCACUGCCAAACUUGAUAAAAGCCAGUACGAACUGGAGGCCUUUGCCUUUGAUCACGGUCAUCCUCGAAGAAACAAUUCUCUAUUGAAGUUCAAUGUUGACGUAGCUUCAAUUCCGCCGAAAUUCGUGGGUCUUAAGGGGAGAGUGUACAGAUUUGAAACUCCGGAAAGCGCCACACCUGGUGCAAUCGUUGGUACUGUCAAAGCUAUUAGUAAGUCUGGUGUACGAUUAGUGUAUGCCAUUGAAAGUGGAAAUGUUAAAAACAGUUUUGUGAUUGAACCGUUGACAGGAGACAUACACCUUAAUUAUUUUCUUGACUACGAAAAAAAUGAUAGGCAAUAUACCCUCACUGUUUAUGCAAUGGAACUCAUUCCAGAUGGCUUGAAUAGUCGCAUCAAAGUGUACAUAGAGGUUCUAAACGACAAUGAUCAUUAUCCAGCAUUCACUAAAAUGCUUUACACUGCAACUGUUCCUGAAAACUACCCAAUUGGAAGUUCCAUUCUCAAAGUCUCUGCAACGGACUGUGACUGUAGUGACGAUUGUUCAUGCUCUCUGGGCCAACUGAAAUACAGUGUACAGAACACAGACGUCUUCUCAAUGGACAGUGAAACUGGUGUUCUGUCUCCAGCAAAAGAACUAGACUAUGAGAAAACCAAAUGGUUUGUCUUCAAGGUUUCUGUUACUGAUUUUGGUAAGUUUACAAGGAACACGAGUGCCUUUGUAAAUGUGUCUUUAUCACCAGUAAAUGACAACGCCCCAAAGUUUGCAAGCAAUGAACUGGUAUUCUCAAUUACUGAAGAUGCAGUAGUUGGAAAGCCAUUAGCUUACGCGACUGCUAACGACGCAGAUGGCGAUCCACUCAAUUAUACGACUGAAGGUAAUGCUGGACCGUUUCGCAUUGAUCGAGAAGAAGGGAUGAUAUACCUGUCCCAAAAAUUCCCUGACCCAAUAGUAGACUGGAAAUACACAUUUGAUGUGGCAGCCAGCGAUGGUCAAAGUAAAGCAGUUGUGAAGCUUGUUUUAAACAUUAUCGAUCUAAACGACCAUAAACCAGAAUUCACAGUGUGCAACAAUGCCAGCAUAUAUGAAAACGGUUUGGCUGGAGADACCGUCACACAGGUUAAGGCCAUCGACAAGGACAAGGGGAAAAACGGAGAAGUUGAAUAUUUUUUGGCUUAUGGGUCAAAUUACUUCGAUAUUAAUAACGUGACUGGAGUAAUCACUACUAAGUUCAGUCUUGAUCGUGAAAAACAGGCACGGUACGUCAUUGCUGUUCGAGCUGAAGACGGUGGUCAYGGUGCUAGUGAAUAUGAGAGAAUGUCUUCUCAUUGUGUAUUCAGGGUUACAAUUCUUGAUGUUAAUGACAAUUAUCCAGAGUUUCAUAUUCACCAAUAUCAUGCGAGUAUCUAUCAAAAGGCACCCAUUGGGUCCGUCAUUACCGUAGUGUCAGCCUAUGAUAACGACCUUGCUGAAAACGGUGACGUAUAUUAUGCCUUAAAAGAAAAAAGUGACAAGUUUGCAGUUGGAAAAGAGACUGGUAUAGUUACCACUCUGACUGAUCUGUCGCAAAUAAGUGGUGACUUUUUGUUAAACGUAAAGGCUACCAAUAGAGUUCCAAUGUCGGUGACUGAGGCUGCUGAUUCAACUGUAUCAGAUGCCACUGUCUCAAUUUCAGUCACGACCUUGAAGCCUCCAGGGUUUAGCACGUAUACGUAUGAAGCCUCAAUCCCUGAGAAUGCAAAGAUUGGAACGUUUGUUGUUCAGCUUAAAUCAUUCUCCUUCAAUAAUCGUAAAAUAAUUUACGAGGCGCUGAACGAACAUCCUUUGGCUAAAAACGAGUUCAGUGUAAAUGCAAAUACAGGAGUCAUCGUUACAUCAACAACACUCGAUUACGAAUCGGUAAAAAACUACGAACUUCAGUUUCUAGCAGUUGAGUUGGCAGGCUCUUCGGUUGGAUUAUAUCAGACAUGUUUUGUGAAUGUAACUGUCCUGGAUGUUAACGAUCAUUCACCUCAAUUUGCCUUGGAAAGCUACGAAGGUCGCGUACUGGAGAACUCGCCUAAAGGGACACCAAUCGUCAAGAUCGAUGCAGAAGACAUCGAUCAAGGAGAUGCUGGGCGUGUUGAUUACUUUCUAACCUCCAAAUGGAGUCAUAAACUGUUCACAAUCGGUAGCAGUAACGGAGUUGUCAGGACUAAUGCUGUAUUUGAUCGGGAGACUAAAUCACAACACUAUGUUGAAGUCGGCGCGUCUGAUCGAGGUUCACCCAAACUAACGAGCUAUACUUAUUUGGUGAUUACAAUUGUCGAUCGUAAUGAUCAGAAUCCCCAAUUCUUAAACAAGAACAUGGCUGUAUCAGUUAGCGAAGAUACCGCAAUUGGUAGUAGUAUAUUUCAAUUAAGCGCCGUAGAUAAAGAUGUUGGGAAUAAUGCUAAAAUGUACUAUUUUAUAACCGGAGGAAACAGACAACAUGUCUUUUCAUUAAAAACUGUGUUUUCACCGAAGAAUUACGGUGAAGUGAUUUURGAUAAAAAGUUGGACUACGAAUAUGUCCGAGAAUACAAACUACGUGUCACUGGAGCUGACGGGAAAACCAGUGACUUUGGACAUCUAACUAUAACGGUCAAAGAUGCUAACGACAAUAAGCCACUGUUCAGCAAGAUAGUGUACGAAGCUACAAUUAACGAAGAAACCAAAGCCGGUGYAUCUGUUCUUCAAGUACAAGCUACGGACGUCGACACUCCAGCAACGCAGAGUCCGUUGAAAUACUCACUUGAUAAAACAGGGCAAGCGUAUUUUCGUAUUGACUCGCUCACUGGUAUCAUCUACACUGAUGGCCGAAUCGACCGUGAACAAAUCCCUUUUGUUCUCUUUACUGUGUUUGUUACCGAUGGAAAAUACACCGAGAAUGCAGGAGUGAAAGUUACUUUUACAGAUAUCAAUGACAAUGCACCCAUGUUCCCUAAUCCACCCUAUCAUAGUUAUAUACGCGAGAAUGCACCCAUUGGAACUCGUGUGAUGAUCAUACAGGCAAUUGAUCGUGAUGAUCCAGAAGCUGGUGGAAAUACCAAAAUCGAGUAUUCUCUCGCUGAUAACAGUAACAAUAAGUUUGGUAUCAAUGGUCAAACGGGAGAGAUUACAUCUCUCGCAACUUUCGACCUCGAAGGGGACUUUUCCAAUUACUCCAUAGAAGUCCGCGCCACCGACAAAGGAACGCCAUCACUAUCCAGCACCGUUAAAGUUGAUAUMUUUGUUUAUGAUGAGAAUGACAACAGGCCAGAAUUUACGAAUGGAUUUUUUUACGGGCAAGUUUCAGAGGAUGCUUUUCAAGGACAUUUUGUCACUCAAGUAACAGCUACAGAUAAAGAUCAAAAAUACAAUGCCAUGUUUGAAUUUAGAGUGAUAGCAGGGAACGACGAACCUUAUAGUUUUUACAUCCAUCCUUCAACUGGGAAAAUCGCAGUAUCUGGUAUACUUAAUUACGAAAAGAAGUCGUUGUAUAACUUGACUGUAACUGUGCGUGAUAGAGGGAUGCCACCGUUGGAAGCCCAUAAAGAGGCCUACGUAAUAAUCAAUGUUUUGGACGCCAACACAUAUCCGCCGGUCUUUACAACACAAAAUUAUAACGUUGAGGUCCGAGAAGAUGUUGCUAUUGGCCACGAAGUUGUUACGGUGUCAGUUACAGAUCGUGAUCAGAAAAACACUACGAAACAACUUACUUACACAAUUACCAAUGGCAACGAAAAAGGGUUGUUUUCCAUCCAAGAAAACAAAACAGAUUUCUUCUUGGCUACGAUUCGUACAAUAGCAAGAUUAGAUCGAGAGGAUAUGACACAAUUYACUUUGCAAGUUAAGGUAACUGAUGAAUUUGACCAGACGGCUAUAAGUACUGUGUAUAUUAAAGUUCUAGACGUCAAUGACAACGGUCCUGUAUUUCAACCUUCYUAUUACAUGUCAACUAUUAAAGAGAAUGUUAACACAGAGCAAUUUGUCACAACUAUAAAAGCGAGGGACCCCGAUACAGCCAGCAACGGCUCUCCAUUCACAUUUACCCUCUUAAACUCAACGUURAAUGACAGAUUCAAAAUCAAAGCCUCUACCAUUACUCAGACGUCCGCUCAGUUGUUUUCAUAUGGAUUAUUUGAACGAGCAAAAACGCCGUCAUUCACUCUWUACGUCAAGGCUACGGACAGUGGGAAUCCCCCUUUAUCGAGUUUUUCGUACGUAUUCGUUGAUGUSUUAGACCAAGGUAAUACCCACGAACCGUUUAACGGAAAGAUGACGAUUAUUGUAAAUGCUCUAGAUGGUCUUUUUAUUGGUGGGAUCAUCGGAACUCCGUACUAUAAGGACGAUGACUUCACUGGGGAUGUUAAUACUUACACCAUUGUCUCACAAUCCCCUGGGAACUACUUCACGAUUAAUACUAAUACUGGAAACAUCACAGCUGCAAAAGAUCUUCCACUUGGGAACUUUACGGUUAUUGCAUCUAUAAGAGAAACAAASCCAAGGUCAGGUUCCAGUCCUAAAACUGUAAUAUCGACCAUCAACGUAAUUGUUCGUAACGUUACAAGGGCGUCAGUUAAUGCAAGUGUCACCCUUCGACUGUCAAUGCUGAGAGUGGAGUAUUUUGUGGGUGAUUAUUACUAUAAGGUUGAACAUCUUCUUUCCAGUCUUUUCUAUGUCCAGAGAAGUAACGUGUAUAUCUUUARCCUUCAACGGGUUGUGGACGCUUCGGUUCCUACUGUCGACGUACAAAUAGCUAUCAUGGACAAUAAUAGCUUGUUUAUCAAUACUGUUUCUAUCAUCUCAAAACUUACAGAACGACGCAGUACUUUUACAGACCUUGGCCUUUCUUUAAAUGCCGUAGGAAUUGAUAUGUGCAAUGAAACCACAAAGCAAGUCGGUGUGUGUGUAACUCAAACAGUACCCUUCACCUCGUAUCGGGUAGCCCCUGGGGACUACGGUAAAGUGCCAGCCCCGGCAACAUCACUUACAGUUGUAUCUGUCGAUGUGGAAUUAAGAGCGUUACACCUACCGGUGCUACCAGAAGAGCCAACCUGUGCAACUAACAAUCCAUGCCUUAAUGGGGGAACGUGCUAUGAUGUCACUCCUUCAGGUGUUGUUUGUCAGUGUAAACAAGGGCUACUUGGUCCAUUUUGCCAAGAAACGACUAGAUCAUUUAAAGGAGACUCCUACAUACACUUAACCCAUUUAAAGUCUGCUUCAUUUGGAACAAUACAAUUUGAGUUCAUCACCAGACAAGCAAAUGGCCUAAUGCUGUAUCAAGGACCCAUCUCAGAAGUUGGUCCAGGUGGAACCCAAGACUUCGUGGCCAUACAACUGAUACAAGGUUACGUCCAUGCAGUAAUGUCAUUAGGCGUGGCACCGAUCUACUUGAACAUGACAAAAGGAAAUAUGUUGAAUGACGGUGAAUGGCAUGACGUCAAGCUGGAAAGACUAUUGCUGAAAUUAGUCCUGACAAUUGACAAUUGUGCCUACGCCCCUUACACAGUGCAGCCCGAUGGUAGUAUGAUAGAAGACAAAGCGAAUUGUCAGAUCGAAGGAGUGAUACCAGGCGAUGACUUAUAUCUCAAUGGUCAAUGGCCGCUGCAAUUAGGAGGAGUUUCAAAUCCAAGUCUCAAAUACCCACCCCUCCAGUAUACAGGUUUCGUAGGAUGCAUACGCAAUGUAAUAGACUCCGGAUUGAUGUACGAUUUAGAUAAACCUCUUCUGGAAGUGAACUCAGCUACAGGCUGCGACUUGGCCAAUCCGUGUCCCAAUUGUAGUAACAAUGGGUAUUGUGAGCCACAAAUGAACAAGCCUAGCUAUUGUGUGUGYGAUCUUGGUAAAACAGGAUCCACUUGUCAAGAAGACACUGAAGGUCAUUACUACCUGCCCAAUAGCUUUACUAUGUACACCAGCGGUGCUUGGUCAUCGGCGCCAUCAAAGCAGUUAACUUCAUGGUCAUCUUCCUCAAACGUUUGGACGGCACCAUCUUCGUCGUCGUCUUCAUCCUCCUCGUCAUCUUCUUCCUCCUCGUCUUCAUCUUCCUCCUCGUCAUCUUCGUCGUCUUCCUCGAAUUCUACCUCAUCAUCGUCCUCAAAUUCUACAUCCCCCAGUAGAAAACGCAGAAGUUUAAUGGCUCCACCAGUUGGUGUUCCUGCAGCAAAGACGCCCUUGACAGGUGAUUACAAGACGGAUAUAGCUGUACGUUUUCGUCUUCGAAAUGAGACAAAUAAUAAUCACACUCUCUUACUGGUGGCCUGCAAUGCCCUGGGAACGGAAUUUGGGUGGCUCGACAUCAAAGAUGGCGUAGUUCGCUUUAUUUAUCGGCUGGGAGAUCGCAUGAGGACGGUCCGUAUUCCAAAUCUAAACCUAACGUCUGGAAUACCCCAUGAUCUGUAUGUGAAAAGACRCGGUAAUACAGCAUCCAUWCAGGUUGGUAAGAGUGGCAAAAACGCCGGAACCACCGGUGGAACGAGCCAGCUGCUAAACCUUGGAGGAGGAAGUCUGUUCACCGGCGGUAUCCCACACACAACAGCUCUUAAAGUUGUCAAGGCAAUCGUUGAAAGUAACGGGAAAGUGAUUGUUCGUUUUGAGGAUGGACGAAUAAUAAGUUCCGCUCCAUCAGCGCUUCUCACUUCCGGUGCGACGUUGAUUACAAUCGCAAAGAAURGAUCUUUGGAGAUAUCCAAAGAUUACAGCGGAACAUUCGCCAAAGAAUUUCGUCAAAGUGUACGAGCCAUAAGAUCUCAAAAAUCAAAGCACAUUAUGAUAGGAUCWGUUGGGCCGUCUCUUAAGAAAACCAUAACAAGCARACACAGCUCUAGUUCAGGAGGAGGAUCUGGAAGUAGUGGCGGUUCUAGUAGUGGCAGCGGUGGAAGCAGCUCGGGAUCCAGUGGAAGUAGUGGAUCGGGAAGUGGCAGCUCCAGCGUUAACUCAAGUCAUCAUUUUGCUUUUGUGAAAAAUGGAUAUGGAGACGAGCUUCACAAGGAAGUUGCUGCGUUACGGAAUCAAACUCAUCCCAAUUCAUCUAUGGCAGUACACACAGACUAUGGAGGUUGUCUUAAAGACGCACGGUACAAUGGUUUAAAUCUUGAUCUUGAAACUACCGUCUCUAAAUUCAGACAGAACUUGAUUACUGGCUGCGAAUGUAAAGUGGGCGGCUGUAACCAAGGAGUAUGUCAAAUCAACGCUACAAUUCCAACUUGUAAAUGCAACACUGGAUAUGUAGGGGCAACUUGUGCGAAGAAAAAGAAAGGAGGGGGGCCCCCAAAGCAGUCUGCUUUUGUUCCAACAGAUCCAAAAGGUCCAUGGAAUUGGUCAGCACUACUAUUGUUCUUCUUCAUCAUUCUAUUAAUUUUGCUACUUCUGGCGUUGUAUCUUUGUUGUAAGAAGAGGCCAGCUCCAACGGUGGUGCCAGUACCGGGUUACGGAACAAUUCGAGAUUACAAAGACACAGAUGGAAAAGACGAGGACAAUAAUUCAUUCAACAUGAAACAUUUGAUGAAAUAUAUCUAUACAACGCACGAUGAAGUUGAUCCCUCUCAUAAGCAUGCUCCUGGGGUAAGGAACUACCCAGAUGAAGACAUCCAAGGCAAAGAUAAUCAACUAUUUGAUAUGAAUCACCUGAUGAAGUACAGUGUUGCUCCAUCCAACAAAGAACAACCAAUCAACACAGAUCCGUCAUCAGGCACUGGUGCUCCUUCUACUAGACCAGGUGACCCAAUGACUAGUGCCAAACCAAAGCCAAAAGUUCACGAACCUUUAGCUGGGACUGAAAAUACUGGCUACGAUGGUGAUCCUGCUAACACAACUCCUAAAUCGGGUAUUGCCCCUUCUACCGGACCAGCUGCCCCCAGUUCCAAACCGAAGCCAAAAAUUCAUGAACCUUUAGCAGGGACUCAAAAUGCAGGCUACGAUGGCGAUCCUACUACAGCAGCCCCAGAAUCGGGUACUGGUGCUCCUUCUGCCCGACCAGCUCCAGUAUCGGGUACUGGUGCUCCUUCUGCUCGACCAGCUCCAGAAUCGGGUACUGGUGCUCCUUCUGCUCGACCAGGAGGACCCAGUAGUAGUGUCAAACCUAAGCCAAACGUCCAUCAACCGUUGUCAGGGACUGCAAAUGUUGGCUACGAUGGCGAACAUACCGACGGUACAACAAGGUCAUCUUCAGGGGGAAAUCCUUCAGUAUGGUUGACACCGCAUGGGAGUGGUUCUUCAGGCAGUCAUAGCUUUAGUGGAGGRGGGCACUCUAGUUCAAGUGGUCAUCAUUCUGUAUGGCUCACUCCUCACUCCUAUGACAAAGGUYCUAGUCAUACCCAAGRCCCUCAAGGAAAUUCUGGAAGUUCAAGUGCAAGCACGCACCAUUCAGUCUGGCUGCAUCCAGAUAAAUCGUCAAGUAACAAUGGGCACUCUGUUUGGCUUACCCCGGAUGAAAGUCACCUCCAAGGGCAUCCAGGUAGCGGAAGCAAUUUUGUAUGGAUGACUCCACAUACGUCUAGUUCUGGUUCUGGCACAAACCRCAGUCAACCAACAUAUUCACAUCGUGUUUAUGUCCACAAACCCUUCCAUGGUUCGAAUGAUGAACUSAAAGUCUACGCAAAUGAAGGGCUAGACUCUGAUCAUGAUGAUAUAAGUUGCCCAGGGGACGGAGAUGACAUUGCUGAUCCAAAGGACAUUGAUCAUUAUAAUAUACCAGACCAUGUCAAAGAUAAAUUUCGCGAUUUAGAUGAUAUUAUUCAUCGUAAUAAAUAAAUGAAUUAUAGUUUACAGUAGAGCAUUUUUAGUGGCAACUUCUUUGGCUGGACCCAAUAGAAUCAAACUUAUUAGAGCUCUUGUGCUGGWAAAGCAAGUAAAUCUAGUUUAUUAGUAAUUAUAGAUUCAGACGAUAGAUUAUAAUGUAGAGAUAUUUUCACAAGUUCAUUAGAGAUCAAAGAGGUAGAAAUAUGUUUUUUAUUUGGGUUAAAGAAAUAUGCAAUGAUAAGCUAUAAAGCUGAGAGCAAACUUUAAGAGUAAGCCUUUUUGUAAAAAAGCGUCGUGUAGCUAGAAAUAGAGAUUUCAGUUUCCGCGCAGUAACAAAUUGUUAUAAAAAAUUUGCUCAGUAAAAUAUCAAUAAAAUAAGC
Messenger RNA from Exaiptasia diaphana, 15069 nucleotides. Its product is annotated as protocadherin-like protein. The transcript is spliced from 20 exons. Lineage: Eukaryota; Metazoa; Cnidaria; Anthozoa; Actiniaria; Aiptasiidae. Bases 386 to 14701 code for a protein of 4771 amino acids. Gene Ontology annotation, cellular component: plasma membrane. The record is from RefSeq and is a predicted model, not a curated record. Gene Ontology annotation, molecular function: calcium ion binding. Gene Ontology annotation, biological process: homophilic cell-cell adhesion.